Stegostoma tigrinum is the source of this 2307-nucleotide messenger RNA. Its product is annotated as long-chain fatty acid transport protein 6-like. Gene Ontology annotation, molecular function: long-chain fatty acid transmembrane transporter activity; long-chain fatty acid-CoA ligase activity. Bases 136 to 2001 code for a protein of 621 amino acids. The transcript is spliced from 10 exons. NCBI's taxonomy places the organism in Eukaryota, Metazoa, Chordata, Chondrichthyes, Orectolobiformes, Stegostomatidae. The record is from RefSeq and is a predicted model, not a curated record.
AGAGAAAGUAACUGGAAGGGGUUAGAGUGGGAACCCCCCCCCCCCCCCAGCUCCCCCUGUACAGUGGGGGAGAGAGAGAGAGAGAGAGAGAGAGAGAUUAUUGCUGCUGUCGGUGUGUGCCUGGCCUCUGGGAGGAUGAUAACUCUAGCUGUAGCAGCAUUAGCAGGACUCCUGGCUGUAGGCUUUGUGCUGAGCUCCAGCUUGCAGUGCCUGGCUGACGAUGUGUGCUUUCUGUUCCGAGCCAGUACAUUCGGCCUGAAGCUGCUGAAGGUUUACCUGAACAGGAGGGUACCCACUGUGCUGGAGCGCUUCAGCCAGCAGGUACAGACGAAACCACACAAAACCUUCCUGUUGUACCAGGGUGUACCUUUCACCUACCGGCAGGUGGAUGACCGCAGUAACCGGGUGGCCCAGGUGUUCCUGGGGCAACAACCGGGUUUGGCAGCGGGGGACACGGUGGCUCUGCUGAUGAGUAACGAGCCUGACUUUGUGUGUGUGUGGUUCGGCUUGUCCAAGCUGGGCUGUGCUGUGGCUUUCCUGAACACCAACCUCCGCACCCGCUCCCUCUUACACUGCCUGCGCAGCUCCGGAGCUAACACCCUGGUUGUGGGGGAAGAUCUAGUUGAUGUUGUGAGGGACAUUCUGACCAAUAUCCAGGAGAAUAACAUAUCUGUCUGGGUUAUGGGGAAAACAUGUACUCUCCAUGGAGUGAAUACUCUCGCAGAUAAAGUGGAAGAAGCACCAGACAGCCCUGUGCCAGAUACAUGGAAAUCAACAGUCAAUCUAAAAUCUACUUUUCUGUACAUAUUCACUUCAGGGACAACAGGGUUACCAAAGGCUGCUGUAAUCACCCAGCUCCAAUCCUUGAGGGCUAGUGCUGGCUUUUCGGUCUUUGGAUUCACUGAGGAUGACAUCAUCUAUGUUCCACUUCCUUUAUAUCAUGGUGCAGCUUCUCUUUUAGGUAUCUGUGGCUGCAUUGAGCUUGGUGCAACAUUGGUGCUGAAGAAGAAAUUCUCAGCUAGCCAGUUCUGGAAUGACUGUCGAGAGUACAAUGUUACAGUAUUUCAAUAUAUAGGAGAGCUCUGCCGCUACCUGUGCAAUCAGCCAAAGGUAGAAGGAGAGAAGAAUCACCAGGUCCGAAUGGCUGUAGGAAAUGGGAUAAGGACGGAGGUCUGGAAAGAAUUUCUUGAGCGAUUUGGUGACAUUAAGAUGUGCGAGUUUUAUGGUGCAACAGAAGGAAAUAUUUUCUUUAUGAAUUACACAGGGAAGUUGGGAGCUGUGGGACGGACAAACUUCUUAUAUAAAGCAUUUCUGUCAUAUAAACUGGUGAAAUAUGAUGCUCAGAAGGAAACACCCAUAAGAAAUGAACAAGGGUGGUGUGAAAAGGUCAGCAAAGGGGAGACUGGACUCCUCAUUUCUCCAGUGACUAAAUGGAACCCAUUCAGUGGUUACGCUGGAAACAAGAAAUUCUCACAGCAGAAGCUGUUGGAAGACGUAUUUAAAAAAGGGGAUCUGUAUUUCAACACCGGGGAUCUCAUGUCUGAGAGUCAGGACGGCUACGUUUACUUCCGUGAUCGGAUUGGGGAUACCUUUAGGUGGAAGGGGGAAAACGUUGCGACCACAGAGGUGGCCGAAAUGAUGGGAAUGUUGGACAUUGUAGAAGAAGCUAAUGUCUAUGGAGUAGCUGUCCAAGGGUAUGAAGGCAGGAUAGGAAUGGCAGCUGUCAUCCUGAAACAAGGUCAAGAGUUUGAUGGUAAAAAGGUAUACAAUCAUGUUGUGAAACAUCUACCAAGCUAUGCUUACCCACGCUUCCUAAGAAUCCAGGAAUCCAUGGAGAUGACUGGAACCUUCAAGAGAAAAAAAAUUAGCUUGGUACAAGAAGCAUUUAAUCCCAGGAUCAUAACUGAGCCAUUGUAUUUCCUGGAUGCUGUUGAGAAAUCUUACAUUUUAAUGACGGAGCAAAUCUAUGACCAGAUUUUGUCAUUUAAGAUAAAAUUGUGAGCCAUAUUUGUAAUUUGGGCAUUUAUUAUAUAUACUUGGGAACUCUUCAUGACCACUUCCUCGGCAAAUAAUUUUGUAGUAUUAAUAUUAACAGCAGCUGUGAUUUAUUAACACAUUCUAUCUGAAGAUAUAUUAUUUGCAGAAAAUAUUUUUAACGUGUCUUGUAAAUAAUUUUAAUUUCUAUCUCUUAACAAUAAUGUUAUUGAUGUAUAUAAACACAUCUUAGAAGUGACUUGAUUUUCUAAACUGUUAAAAAGCCUGUAAUUGUAUUUUUCACUAAAGUAUAUAAAAAUGGUCUUACUCUAA